CAAAAGCUGCGAUUGCUGCUGCCUGUGCUCCCGUGGCGCCAUGGCCGGGCCCGGCAGCUUCCCGCUCGUCGCCCUGCUCCUCAGCCAGUGCCUGGACACCGGGAGCAGCAAGGCAGGGCUGAAGCUCUGGGCUGAGGACCCCAUGGCCCUGGGGUCCCCCCUGCAGCUUCACUGCGCCUUCCCGGGCCAGGAGCACAUCACCCUGGUGAGCUGGUGGCGCUGGGGCCAGAACUGGAGCCGUGAGGACCUGGCCGUGAUACACCCCACACACGGGGCCCACGUGCUCCCCGCUGUCCGGGGCCGCCUGCGGAUCACCAAUGUGUCCGACGACGGGCAGGUGGGGCUCACGGUGCCCAGCCUGGAGCUCGCGCACAACGACACCAGCUACUGCUGCAAGUUCUCCACCUUCCCCUCCGGCGUGUCGGAGCAGUGCCUGCAGGUCCUGAUCCCCGAGCCUGCCACUGACCCCUCCCCGGCCCCCCACUCCUUGGGCCGCACCUUCCUGCGCCCCGACGUGCUGGGGACGCUGGGCACCGGGGGCUUCUUCCUGCUGGGGAGCGUCCUACUGCUGGGCCACCUCCUGCGGGAGUGGACAAGGAGGAGGAGGAAGCUGAAGGUCUCUCCUCCCCACCCCGACCUGCCCAGCUCUCAGGCGACCCCCAUGGCUCUGUGGGUGCAGCAGGGGCUGCCGGGGCGGCGCAACUCUUUCUCCGCCCCCUACGUACUCAUCAACUUGGACUAUUUCACCCCCCAGUCCAGCGCCGCAGCCCACGGGGGGCCCCUGCCCCCUACGGUACCCCCCCGGCCUGGCCGGGACAGAGGGCAGGGCCCGGGGAAGAGCAGGGCCACGCGCUGGGAGCAGGGGCGUGAGGAGCAGUGCCCGGACCUGACGCUGACUUCCUUCCCCUCGGGAUUUGGCGCCCCCCAAAGCUUGAGGGACCGUCCCACCUCUGCGAAGACAGGACGUUGUCCACCCCUCGUGCCACGCGCAGGAUCCCAUGGCUGGAGCCGACCUCUCCCAGAGCCGCCCGCCCCGGAGCCGUUGUGACAGGAUGGGAAUUUUCUGGAACAUUUUCUGUGGAGACUGUGUGUGCCUCAGUUUCCCCCGACACGCAGUGUGGUGGGAAAAGGCGGCUCGCUCUCGGGCUGGGCACAACAUAGGGGGGACCGGCGCUGGGCUGUCCCAAUCUCUGGAGACAAUGGCAAAGUGAGUGACCGGGACAUUUGGUACCGAGCGACCAUGAACAGCCCCCGCCCGCAGGCAGCUGGCUGGGUGGCCCCAGCCAGAAAGCCAAGAACCAAGCCGGGCUGGGCUCUGGGUGACCUGGGUGGGCCAGGCUGAACCUCUGUGUUCUCCACAAAUAAACCACCCGGGGGGGGAAAACUGGUCUCAGCGAGCCCCCCCCCCCGCCCCCGUUCCUCUAGGUCCUACAGAUAAACACGCUGCUUGAUUCGCUGUCUCGGCCAAGGGGCGGGUGCUUUGUUUGGUUCUGGCAGCGGCUGUGAGUGACGGAGUGGGCGAGUCCCCCCCCAGGGACUGGAGCUCAUGGACAGCAUCCGGGGGGCUGCAGGCUCCGAUCUCCAGCCUGAGGAGGCGGUGAAGCCGCAGGGCUGACCUUGGAGGAAGGAGGAGACCCCCUCGGGGCUCUAGUACACUGACGGGUUCAUCCUAGAGACCGUGAGAGCUGUCCCUCCCCAGUGCCACCCGCAGAGCCAUCCCCUCCCGGUGCCAGGACCGCAGCCGUUCGCCCCUCGGUGCUGCCCUGGAGCUGGCCAGGGCAUUAUGGGCCAUCUUGGGCCCUGGCCUGCAGGGGAUGAUCUUGCCCAGGUCCUGGGAGGGUCUUGGGGACAGCGACAGCUGCCCCUCGCCCCCGCCUCCCCGAACACCUGGGUCGGUUUCAGAGCAGGGCCUCAGCAACAGUGGUUUCCUGCCUGGCCCCGGACUGCGAAGAUGCUGCUGCUAUGUUGUGUCACAUCCUGUGGUGGUGGCUGAUUUCACCCCACGGGCGCGUCACCAGCGCUGUGGUUCCUCGCAGCUCCGGCCCUGAGUGUCCGUCCAUUGCUUUGUGUCUGUCUGUCUGCUGCCCGCCCACCCCUUCCCCAGGGCCCCUGCCCUCGGGGGGAAAUCUGGUCUCAGCGAGGCCACCCCUGUUCCUGUAGGUCCUACAGAUAAACAGGCUGCUUGAUUCGCUCUCUUGGCCGGGGGGCAGGUGCUUUAUUUGUUAACAGCAGUAGGGCAGGUGUUGACGCCACCUCACUGCACCCGUCUCCCGCUGCCACAACGUUCAUUGCUGGUGGGUGCAGGGAGCUGUGGGGUACCCCGGGUACCAGCGCCCCUGCAGUGCAUUGUGGGAGAUUCCCAAGUGCUGCGGAAGAUGGGAGCAGGAGGCGGAGCUGGGCCAAGCAGGAGGGCGGAUUUGAUCACAGGCACCACCUUGGGACCGUCAACUGAUGUGCUGAAAUGACCUCUGAGCCUGGUUCCCCUGCCAGCUUGGGACUCCAACACCCUGCCUUGUGGA
This is a messenger RNA of Gopherus evgoodei (Goodes thornscrub tortoise), 2519 nucleotides long. RefSeq names its product PVR related immunoglobulin domain containing (gene PVRIG). Lineage: Eukaryota; Metazoa; Chordata; Testudines; Testudinidae. The transcript is spliced from 5 exons. The record is from RefSeq and is a predicted model, not a curated record. Bases 41 to 1048 code for a protein of 335 amino acids. Gene Ontology annotation, cellular component: plasma membrane. Gene Ontology annotation, biological process: negative regulation of T cell receptor signaling pathway. Gene Ontology annotation, molecular function: signaling receptor activity.